CGAGGAGACACUCAGACUCAAGAAACUCACUUUCCUGGAAACUCACCCAGAACCUCCACCCUCUGACACCAUGGUCAGCUCCUGUUGUGGCUCCGUCUGCUCUGACCAGAGCUGUGGUCGAAGUCUCUGCCAAGAGACCUGCUGCCGCCCCAGCUGCUGCCAGACCACCUGCUGCAGGACCACCUGCUACCGCCCCAGCUGUGGUGUGUCCAGCUGCUACCGCCCCAUCUGCUGCCAGCCCACCUGCCCUCGCCCCACCUGCUGCAUCUCUAGCUGCUACCGCCCCUCCAGCUGUGGCUCCAGCUGUGGUUCCAGCUGCUGCAGGCCUACAUGCUGCAUCUCCAGCUGCAGGCCCCGGUGUUGCCAGUCUGUGUGCUGCCAGCCCAGCUGCCCCCGCAUCUCCAGCUGCUGCCGCCCCUCUUGCUAUAGCUCCAGCUGCUGCCGCCCGAGCUGCUGCCUGCGCCCAGUGUGUGGCCGGGUCUCCUGCUACACCACUUGCUAUCGCCCCACCUGUGUCAUCUCCACCUGCCCCCGCCCCGUGUGCUGUCCCUCCUCUUGCUGCUGAAUCUCUGCUUUGAACAUACUGCUUCCUCAUUUCCUCCUUCCCCACAGUUGCAGAGCUUCUUUUUAAAAUGUGGAGGGUUCAAGAGAACUCGUCCUUGAAUUUCAUAAACACACACCGGACAUACUGAAUCCACAUUCUAACUUCUCUCCAAACUCCCUCCGUUGCAAAUGAGAACACUCAGAAUCUCCCAGCAAAUUACAUUCUCCCAACACUCGUCCUUAUUUCUUUAGGACAUCUGUUUUUCAUGCUUAAGGAAUUUGUCUCUAUCACUUGUAGGGCCCCUGAUUUCUCUCUCUCUGAUAUGGAAAUCCAAUGAAGAUUUUUUGGUGUACUAUUUGGUAAAGAUUUUCUUACGUCUUUUUAUUUCCAUGAACCUAAAUAAACGUCCUCCUAUUGGCACUGAAAUUUGAA
Capra hircus (goat) is the source of this 976-nucleotide messenger RNA. Its product is annotated as keratin-associated protein 4-8-like. The transcript has a single exon. NCBI's taxonomy places the organism in Eukaryota, Metazoa, Chordata, Mammalia, Artiodactyla, Bovidae. Bases 71 to 565 code for a protein of 164 amino acids. The record is from RefSeq and is a predicted model, not a curated record. Gene Ontology annotation, cellular component: keratin filament.